Neurospora tetrasperma FGSC 2508 is the source of this 744-nucleotide messenger RNA. RefSeq lists its product as uncharacterized. The transcript is spliced from 3 exons. The coding region runs from base 1 to 744 and encodes 247 amino acids. The record is from RefSeq and is a predicted model, not a curated record. NCBI's taxonomy places the organism in Eukaryota, Fungi, Ascomycota, Sordariomycetes, Sordariales, Sordariaceae.
AUGCAUGAACUCUCCAUCCUCUCCGCCCUCGGCAUCUCUCUCCUCGCCUCCUUCUCCUUCACCUUCGCCCUCGCCCACCCCACAGCUUCAGCAUCUCCAAAUCCAAUCCCCACACUCUCCAGGUCCUCCCUAGUCACUCCCCCCCUCUCUCUCGCUCUAACUCCCCCUCUCCCUCACAACAACGACCACAGCAACGACAACAAUGAAAUAAUAACCGGCAACUUCUCGCGCUCCUGCGCCCAAAUCACCCUCAUGAACGGGUACUUCCUCGCCGCGACUUGCCGUCCUAUCAAGCCGGCCGACGUCUCUGGUGGCCCAGAGGAAGAACAAGAACAAGAACAAGGGGCAGGGGAGGGGGACGGAAUAUCCCAAUCCCAAUCCCCAGAGUUUAACCAGCUUGACCUAAAUCUGUGUAUCGGGUUUGACCAGGGGACUACCACCACCACCGCCGGCGGCGGCGGGGGAUUCGGUUCAAGUUAUGAUGUCCCUGGGAAACUGAUCUGGCAGGCGCUAGGCAAAUUCGCAAACUACUGCACCGAUUGCAACCUCACCACAACUGCCGACCUGCCGGUGCGCCUGUCUGAACUCAAAUGUAGCUGUGUCCCGAUGACGGCGGCGGCGGGUUCUGAUGCUACUGUUAUUACCGUCUUAGACCUUGACGAAGGCGUGGAGAACAGAAAUGGUACACUUGUUUGCCGUGGUGGAAUGGGGUCAGGAAUCGGUCCUGGUCCUUUUUCUGCCUAG